AGAAUACGCUGGCUCACCUCAGGAAAGAACCCGGGAAGCAACAGAAGAAAAUGGACAACACCAGAAAUACCACAGUCAAUUUGAUAAUGAUUACAGGCAAAGGCUGGAUGCUGAUCAAGACGAGGCCAAAUUACAGCCAUGGACUGGGCAAAAGCCAAUACCGAAAGUGAAAGAGCCAUCGCCAAUAAGGCUGAUGAAGGUCAAACAUCGUCAGUAUCAGAAGCGGAGAUUCAAAGUCACGAAGAGAACAUAAGUAGAAAUGGGACGACAUUGAACGACACCGUGACAUUUGCAGACGCCGAGGAACUACGUAGAAUUUUACAGAAAUAUCUCCAGGGAUUUCAAGGUGUCUUUCAAAAAACAAUUGCUGAUUUCAUAUGGAUUAUGGGGCAAGAAAAUGUAAUAACCUCGGAUGAAUGCCAGAUAUUUCUGCAGGAGCUACUUGCAAAGAAUGAUCCUCGCCAAUCCCUCUUUGACAUUAUCAGUGAAAGUGACGAUAAAAAAGUACGACAAGUUUGGAAAAGACUUCUGAAAUUUCAGAAUAUAGAUCCAGAUCUAAGGAAAAUACUGAAUGAAAUUUUACGAACAGAGCUUAAAGAAAAUGUUGACUCAUCUCAGGAAAAUACACGGGAAGCAUCAAAAGAAAAUGAGCAACAUCAGGAAGACCGCAGUCAAUCUGAUAAUGAUUGCAAGCAAAAGUUGGAUGCUGAUCAAGACGAGGCCAAAUCUCAGCCAUGGACUGGGCAACAGCCUGUUACCGGAAGUGAAAGAGCCAUCGCCAAUAACGCUAAUGAAGUUCAACCAUCGUCAAUAUCAGAAGCGGGAAUGCAAAGCCACGAAGAAAACAUCGGUGGAAAUGAUUUUAAAGAAAACGCUGGCUUGCCUCAGGAAAUUACCCUGGAAGCAUCGAAAGAAAAUGAACAAAAACAGGAAGACCACAGUCAACCUGAUAAUGAUUCCAAGCAUAAACUGGAUGCUGAUCAAGACCAACCGAAUUCUGAGACAUGGACUGAACAAUGGGCUGCUACCGAAAGUAAAAAAUACAUCGCCAAUAAAGCUGAUGAAGUUCAUUCAUCGUCAACAGCAGGAGCGGAGGAGAUGCAAAUCCCCGAAGAGAACAUAGUUGGAUGCGAUUUUAAAGAAAACGCUGGCUUGCCCCACGAAAUUACCCAGGAAGCAUCGAAAGAAAAUGAACAACAACAGGAAGACCGCAAUCAACCGGAUAAUGAUUCCAAGCAUAAACUGGAUGCUGAUCAAGACCAACCGAAUUCUGAGACAUGGACUGAACAAUGGCCUGCUACCGAAAGUGAAAAAUACAUCGCCAAUAAAGCUGAUGAAGUUCAUUCAUCGCCAACAGCAGGAGCGAAGAUGCAAAUCCCCGAAGAGAACAUAGUCGGAUGCGGUAAAACGUUCUGUUACAAUAUGUUGCAAAAAACAGAGUGUAAAGAAUACGAUGGCUCGCAUCAAGAAAAUAACCAGGAAACGUCGAAAGAAAAUGACGAGCACCAGGAAGACCGCAUUCCAUCUGAUAAUAAUUCCAAGCAGAAGUUGGAUGCUGAUCAAGAUCAGCCCAUUUCUCAGCCAUGGACUGGGCAACAGCCUGCUACCGAAUGCGAAGAAACCAUCGCCAAUAAAGUUGAUGAAGUUCAAACACUGUCAACACCAGGAAAGGAGAUGCAAAGUCCUGGAGAGAACAAUGUUAGAAACGAGUUUAAAGAAGACGAUGACUUAGCUCAAGAAAUUACACUGGAUUCAUCAGAACAAAGGGAAGAACACCAGGAAGACCGCAAUCAAUCUGAUAAUGAUUCCAAACAAAAGCUGGAUGCUGAUCAAGACCAGGACAUAUCCCUGCCAUGGACCGGGCAAAAGCCUGAAACGGAAAGUGAAAGAGCCAUCGCCAAUAAAGCUAAUGAAGUUGAAUCAUCGCCGAUAUCAGACGCGGAGAAGCAGAGUCCCGAAGAGAACAUAAGUGGAAAUGAUUUUAAAGAAAACGCUGGCUUGCCCCACGAAAUUACCCGGGAAGCAUCGAAAGAAAAUGAACAACAGGAAGACCGCAAUCAACCUGAUAAUGAUUCCAAGCAUAAACUGGAUGCUGAUCAAGGUCAGUCGAAUUCUGUGACAUGGACUGGGCAACGGCCUGCUACCAAAAGUGAAAACUACAUCGCCAAUAAAGCUGAUGAAGUUCAUUCAUCGCCAACAGCAGGAGCGAAGAUGCAAAUCCCCGAAGAGAACAUAGUCGGAUGCGAGUGUAAAGAAUACGAUGGCUCGCCUCCAGAAAAUAGCCAGGAAAUAUGGAAAGAAAAUGAUCAACAUCAGGAAGGGCGCAUUCGAUCUGAUAAUAAUUCCAAUCAGAAGGUGGAUGCUGAUCAGGGCCACCCAUUUCUCAGUCAUGGACUGGGCAACAGCCUGCUACCGAAUACGAAGAAGCCAUCGCCAAUAAAGUUGUUGAAGUUCAAACACUGUCAACACCAGGAAAGGAGAUGCAAAGUCCUGGAGAGAACAGUGUUGGAAACGAGUUUAAAGAAUAUGCUGGUUCGUGUCAAGAAACUAUCCAUGAAGAUUCAAAAGGUAAUGAACAACACGAGGAAGACCGCAGUCAAUCUGAUAAUGAUUCCAAGCAAAAGCUGGAUGCUGAUCAAGACCAGCCCAAAUCACAGCCAUGGACUGAGCAUCAGCCUGCUACAGAAAGUGAAAAAGACAUCGCCAAUAAAUCUGAUAUAGUUCAAUCAUCGUCAACACCAGGAACCGAGAUGCAAAGCCCCAAAGAAAGCAUAGUCGGAAGUGAGUUUAAAGAAUACGCUGGCUCACCUCAAGAAAUUAUCCAUGAGGCAUUAAAUAAAAAUGAACACCACCAAGCAGACGGCAGUCAAUCUGCUAUUUGCUUCAAGCAAAAGCUGGAUGCUGAUCAAGACCAGCCCAAAUCA
Molecule: messenger RNA, 2924 nt
Organism: Mobula hypostoma (lesser devil ray)
Lineage: Eukaryota; Metazoa; Chordata; Chondrichthyes; Myliobatiformes; Myliobatidae
Product: myb-like protein X
Exons: 12
Coding region: 139-2721 (860 amino acids)
Source: RefSeq, a predicted model, not a curated record